AUGGAUGGUAUAGAGAGAGUAAACUCAGUGAGACAACACUAUAACGAUGAUGUACCGUCCUUCGUUAUCGAUAAUGUAUCCGACAUUGAUACUGAAUCUGCAGGAACAGAGCCAUAUCUAAAUGCAUUUGAUAACAAAGAUCACAACAACACAGAAUUUGAAACUGGCCGCAGUGAUAACUUCUUCAAUUUUAACUACAAUGAUAACGACAACGACAUCGAUAACUAUAAUGACAAUGAAAUUGGUAAUGAUAAUGAUGUUGAGCUAGACCUAGUGGAGGAUAGUAAGGAUAACUUUAUGAUGAUGGUACCGCGCACGCUUCCAACAUCGGGCAUAUCAGAGCAUCUGUGGCAGAAACGCAUACGAGCCAAUCCAAGUGAUGGUGCGCAAACGCUAGAACCACCCUCGGGGCCUGUUGAUCUCCUAUCUAGUGCGGACACUUCACAAAGACUGAAAUGGGCGGGUGCAGGUCCGGGACCCAAUGCACUUACUAUGACCACCUCUUUACUCAAUGGUGAGAAAUUGCUGCGGGCAGCAACAUACCCUGAGACGGAACAAGAGCAGAAGCAAGCUCGGCGCUUGCAUGAGUUAGAGACACCUAGGCUAGUUGUUCCACCCAACGUUGACAGCCAGGAGCGUUUGUGGCAAGAGGUUGGUGAGUUAGAACAAAUCAAAAGUUUUGCUAGACAAGUGAACAUGUUUGAAAGCAUGUUCCCACACGGGUUCGAGAGUAACCUGAACGAGCUUCGCAAGUUACAGAACGGGCUUGUGCAUGAGCUAAGAAAUUAUAAUGCAGAACUAGAAGAACAAGAGCGGAAAGAAAUUGCUAAGCAAGCAGCUGCUUCUAUCUUAACUUUCACACCGCCAGCAUCAAUCCAUAGUACCGACACUGCACUACUUAACCACAGCAGCAGCGACAUCAGACUUGGUGGUUUCAGCGGCGCCAACCUCAAAGCGGAGAAGUACUUGCGCCAGCUGUUCGAGAAGAUCACAGAUAUGGGCUAA
Messenger RNA from Nakaseomyces glabratus, 1005 nucleotides. RefSeq lists its product as uncharacterized. The record is from RefSeq and is a predicted model, not a curated record. Lineage: Eukaryota; Fungi; Ascomycota; Saccharomycetes; Saccharomycetales; Saccharomycetaceae.